GGCAGUUGGCAACUGUUGCCCUUGGAGUCAACGCCAUAACUACGGAAGCUGCAACGGCUUGGUAACCUGUCAACAAAAAGGGACUGGGCGUUGGUUCGAUGGAAGCGCAGGGCUUCAUGCCUGACAUGCAGCCACUGAACCCCGGACGUGUCCAGCAGAACUCUCCCGUCCACCAGGCAUCCCAGCAGCAGGCCAUGCAGUCCCCCGUCUCCCAGUCCUCCCAGGUCACCCAGGCACAGGUGGUUGUGGCAGCCGCCAACCAGCAGGUGGUGCCUUCCUCGUCGCCCGCCGAAACGAGUCCCCAGACGACCGUGGUGCAGGUGUCGUCGUCGAACGGGGCGCCCCAGUUUAUCGCCGUCGCUGUUGCGGACCCGGACAGUCAGACGGGGGGCACCGUCACCUUGCAGCCGACGCCCACGGUGCACCCGACGUACGUCCAGUACGUCGACGGCACGGGCGACCCCAACCUCUACACCACGACGAAUGGACAGAUGGCUGGGUACCCAGUCUACAGUGUGACGGACGGGGGCACCAUGUACACACCGGGCAACGGCGCCUACUACAGCACCGCCAGCGGUACUGCGGUCACUUACUCUCAGACUCUGGAAGUGGCGGAGGUUUCCUUUCUAAGCUCGAAAACAGACGAUCAGCGCAAAGUGGCGGACCUCAUGUCCGCGUACCCGGGAGACCAGUGCGUGGUUCAGACUCUCCACGAGACGUCUCCACUGCCGACGACGCCCGUCACCACCUCGGCGGCGUCCAGCACAGCGCAGGGAUCACCCUCGUCAGGAAGUCAGCAUCAGAACAUUAGGGACAUGGACAUUAUCCAUGUGCAGUGGCUGAUUGACAACUACGAGACGGCCGAGGGGGUGUCCCUGCCCAGGAGCACUCUGUACAACCACUACCUGCGGCACUGCGGGGAACACAAGCUGGAACCCGUCAAUGCCGCUUCGUUCGGGAAGCUCAUACGCUCCGUCUUUCUCGGGCUGAGGACACGCCGUCUAGGCACCAGAGGCAAUUCCAAGUACCACUACUACGGUAUCCGAGUGAAGCCCAACUCCCCACUCAACCAGAUCUCGGAGGAAGUAACGACCACCGCCCUGCGACAGCAGUCGGCCACCCAAGCCAAGAGGUUCCGGCUGGGCGGCAAGACGACAGAGAACCACGACUCCGGCACUGCCACGCCGGGAAGUGCGCAAACGCCCGAUUCGUCGAGUGGCGGAGGGGCGGCAGCCACGGUUGCCGUGGCAACGCCGGUGGCAGCCACGCAACCGUCUGCGGCCGCGCAGCAGCACCACCAGUACCUCGGUGACGCGUCGUCUGCUAUUCCGCCGCUCGGCGAAGUCGAAUUUGGAAGCAGCCCCCUGCCGGAUGGGAUUGGCAUGAAGGACGUGGACAACUUCAAGCGGAUCUACCGAGACCACUGCGAGUCAUUCCUGGAUGCCGUGAUGAACCUGCACUUCUCGGCCAUCGAGUCCCUCUGGCAAUCCCUGUGGCGGGUGCAGGGGGCUGAGUGCGGGGACCAAGAAAAGUUGCUGAGCAAGUCGAGCCUGUUUGUGUUGUGCAAGUGCGAGCCGAUCCAGAAAUUUGUGCAGCGAGCAGACUACCAGUUCUACCAGAACUUGGUGGAUGUGCUCAUACCAGACGUCCUACGACCCAUCCCCAGUUCCCUUACCCAGGCCAUCAGAAACUUUGCAAAGAGCCUGGAAGGUUGGCUUACGUCGGCGAUGCAGGGUGUACCUGAGGACAUGGUGAAGGUGAAGAUAGGAGCAGUGAGUGCCUUUGCCCAAACACUGAGGAGGUACACGUCGCUGAACCACCUGGCCCAGGCAGCGCGCGCCGUCCUCCAGAACUCCUCCCAGAUCAACCAGAUGCUGGCUGACCUGAACCGGGUGGACUUCCACAACGUCCAGGAACAGGCAUCGUGGGUGUGCCAGUGUGAGGAUGGACUAGUCCAGCGCUUGGAACAAGACUUCAAGGACACGCUCCAGCAGCAGACCUCCUUGGAGCAGUGGGCUGCCUGGCUGGACGGCGUGGUCUCCCUGGUUCUGGAGCCUUUCCAAGGGAAGGCGGACUUCCCCAAGGCUGCGCGCCAGUUUCUCCUCAAGUGGUCCUUCUACAGCUCGAUGGUGAUCCGAGACCUGACGUUACGGAGUGCAGCCAGCUUUGGGUCGUUCCACCUGAUCCGUCUGCUGUACGACGAGUACAUGUUCUACCUCAUUGAGCACAAGGUGUCCAAGGCCACUGGGAAGACCCCCAUCGCAGUCAUGGGAGAGUUUCUCGGACUGGGCGCCAAGACACCCACAUGCGAUGGCACCAGCCCGAACUCUUCCCUCCUGGAGAACGGCUCGUCUAGCGACAGCAGCUGUGCCUCGAGAACAGCCGCGGGCUACGGCAUGGUCCUCUCCAACGGAUGGCCCGCCGGGCUCGUCGGCCAACCGCAGAUGUCCGACGCGGAGCCGACGGCGUCACCUCCCAAGAAGCUAAAGGCAGUCUAAGGCCGCAGCACUUUCGCAACGAAGCUCCAGUGUAGCAGCAAGCGUUGCGCCAAGUGCCACCGCCAGUUCGCCUCGUCAUCGCGGGAAGGGAGGCGUUGCUGCGGCCAUCGUACUCUCAACGACACCGCAACAAACGAUUCUUUUUUGAGAACGUUUUGGUGGGCACUUUGCGGACGUCGCACCAGAGGGGGACAUGGCUGCCGCACUCACGUUGAACUACAUCUCGCGUUUACGGCAACGCCUCAUUUGGCGUCGAAGCCAGCGUUGCACAACGAUGCAACCUGGAACGCUGUCCACGUUGAGGGAACUGUGCCUCCGGCGUUGCACGUCGUCGGGGUGUCGAGGCUAGUCUUGUCCGUCGGCGAACGACGGUCGCCACUUCGUCUCGUUUGCGGUCGGCGCUUUGCGGCAGAGGGGAGGAACGUCGCACAGUCUGCCUUAUAUGUAUUAACAAGCUUUGCAGCGGGUUCCGAGGAAGCGAAGCCUUGGAGGGCCACGACGUCACCCAUCUUCGCUUCGGAGAGCUUAGUUCGCCCGGAAUGUGCAACUAGAGUUGAAGGGAAUGAGAACGGUGCCUCUUUUAAAUCGAAAGAUGCCCCAGUUUCUGGCUUCUAAGGUGAAUUUGUCACUUGCGAGCGUGGGUUCUUGCCUUUCCUGUGUCCGUCGAAGCUUUUGGGGACAGUAUUAGAGGUAACGACGUCCCGUGUCGGGGGGUGCCAUUUUGCGAUGCCGCUUGCUCGUUUGUUCAUAUGUACACAAGCUUUCCGCCGUUUGUGAAUAGGCCGCACACUUCACGGUGGGAAUCGGCGUUUCGGUGCGGUCGCGACUUAUUACGGGAAAAGUGCCAUCAAGAGUUCCGUCGAGUUUUUGUUUGUUCUUUUUAUUGUUUUAUGGUGCAAAACGUUGGGGAACGUUUUUUCCGAGUGCAUGGUGAUCUGUUUCUCUUGACGUGCAGAUUCUAAUUUAUGCCGUGGCGUCGGCGCGCCUUGCUGCACAUAGUGUGUCAAGAACUGCCAACUUUCUGUUUUUUUUUGUUUUUUUUUAAGUUUAAUAAUUGUGGGUUGUAACAUUUGAAUGUGAUUAAUGCUUGUCAAAAUUAGUUACUUUUUCUUGCUUUUUUUUUUUUUUUCAGGCAAUUAUUUUAUUGUUGAGCCAUACUGUCUGACAUUUGAGGCUCUGACUUUAGAUGCAGCUUGGUGUAAUUGGGAAGACAGAAACGUUCUGUGGCCGACCUGAGGCUUGCUUGCUUUGAAGCAUUGUUCGUUGCGUGGUGUGAUUAAUUUCGAUGCGGCCAUUCAACAUAUCAUCACCAGUAUCGUCUGUGCACAUAGCUCACAGUCACCGCCAUCUUGUUCGCUGCAUACAGUCACCACUAUCACACCAUCACAAGUGCACCAUGGUCGUGUAUUUCCCCAGAAAGCAAAAGUGAUUAAGCUAUGAUUCGAGGUUGCUGUACCGUGCGUUGCCUGUGAACUGAACUUUGUAAGUGGUUGCUCCUAGUUCUUACUUUUUUUUCUACCCCCAAUGCGUUUCUAAGUUCCUUAAGGUUUCAAUCUCUUUGUUUGUUUCAGCCAAUUCACUUCCCUCUACGUUGAUGGUGCAGUCGAUGGUACAAACUAUCUAGUGAUAAAUUACUAGGCACCUUAUAACUUUUGGCAUCUGCCUACUUACCUGAAACAAUUAGAACGGGAGGUGAACGAACAUGUAAUUUUUGAUCAAUGCCGCUUCACGAGUACUUGUGUAAGGCCAAAAUCAACCUUGAUUGUAAAGAUACGUUUGGGUUUGUAGCUCAUGUUGAGGUGCCAUUAAGUUACAGGGCCUGUAGCGUUAAUAGCCGAUCGCAUGGAUGACAUUUUCGCCUAAUAGGCAGCCUAUACUUAACGGGACCAAAAGUUUGAAACUUUAGCUGUAGCACGACCUUAAAACUAAUGGUAUUUUGAGAGACGCAAAAUGUGUAAGAUAGAACCUUUUGUUUUAAUGCAUUGUAUAGUGUACUCUUUUCUUCUAGUUCUAUCACUUGGCUCCAAGUCAUCUAUCAACUUACAACUGCUGAUUGGCAUUAACCAUCAGUUGUUUGCAGAUGCUGCAAAGUACACAUAUGUCUACUAAAAAAGAUGAAUACUUACGGAUGAAGUGUUGCGAUUGUAUGUUGAGUUGGUUAUUUGCCAAGUAUGUCAGCAUCAUUGGGUUUGUCAUGUGUCUUCUCUAAGACAAGCCCAACAGGUUUUGCAAGGUUUUUCCUUUGAUUAUAGAACCAGUAUGGGCUAGUUUGAUUUCAACCAAACGUCACAGAAUCAGUCAUUCGUUCGCAAAGUCAAUCUCUAAAUAUUCUAAGCCUAUGGUGCUUUAUGUUAUUCUACUCAAUUGUCAAUGAGCUAUUGCUGAACAUCAAAAUGUGUUUUCAAAACAAUUUUGAAGCUAAAUGUUCCUUUUACCUAUGCUCUAUUUUUUUUUUUCGGUCACUACUGUGCUGUCAUUUGAAUGUGAGUGGCACCACAAACCAGAACAGACGACCAUUACAUGAAUACGGAAGUGACACUAAGCAUUGGUGUCGGGAAAUUCUAUAUGCCAUCCUAAUUCGUUUUUAGCACAGCUCCAUUCUUGCGGAAACAUGUCUCGCUACGCAUCAAAAAUCAAAAUGCCAUCCAAGAUUUUUAAUGAAUUCAUCCAUUUUCGCAUGUGCAUAGAUAUGAAACAUUGUACAUUAUGUAUGUUUGUUUGUUUUCGUUUCAACUGUUCUGAUUUCUUCAUUUGUUGAAGGAUGCUAGUCAUUGCACAUGUCUGUGUCGGCAAAGAGUCAAGCCUCGUUAUACAAUGCAGGGUGCAAGGAGAGUAUGACCACUACUACAUUUUUUUUUUUUUAACUCUACAGGGUGAAUAUUUUGUUAAUGUUGCGCCAGCCUAUUGGCCUCAUGAACAUAACUUUCUUCACUUGUGUGCGUCGUCGGCUUUCGCAAAGAUGGCAUCCAGUGGCGGACAACUGCCUUAUUUUCUAAAUAUUGAGAUGUUGACUUGACAGUAGAAAUAUUUUAUUGGACACUUGUCAGAAUGGUCGAAAUCAAGAAAGUAAAUAAAUGGCACUUGGUGCAGCUAGGGCCAUUUAUUUCUGACAAAUUAAUUGCAUUGGAGGACAAUUUCUCUAUGUCAUGAUUGUCUCAAAAUGGAAGCUCAGCUGCUGAAGCAUGCUUCAGUUAUACUGACUUGGAGGGUACCCAGCCCACUGGAAAAUAUCAUUCCCUCUUUUUCUUCAAAUUCAUGACAGACACGACCGCCGAAACUUUAAGAACAUUGUUUGCCAUCCAACUAGUCUUUGGGAAAAUGACAACGGACAUCCUCAAAAAUCUUAAUUUUAACCGACGGCGCACUUCAAUUAAUCUACCUUGUUCGUUGGAAGCGACAGUUUCAUUUACGGCAUUAAUUGUAUUCAACAUUUUGUCUUUUUCGUCUCUGAUGCGACUUUUUUUUUUUAUGAUCUGGUUGUUCCUGCCUCUCCGGUGUGGCUACAUUUAUUCACUUGUUUGUGUGCCGAGUGAGAUGCAGUCGGGAGGGCCACCGACAUUCUGAAUGUCUUUCCGACGUCCCUCUAACGUCCCUAGAACAUCCAACAUCCCUGGAACGUCCCGAGUGUUUCUGCGACGUCGGUGGUUAUUUUCCAUUAUCUCCAGUUGCAAGUAUUUCAUUAAAACCGGCCAUAAGUAGAAAUCUUUUUUUGCCUGAAAGCAGCGCAUAACGUUGUACGCUUAUCUCCCUCCCCCUCUGAAAUAUUUGUCACCCACUUUCGCACCACUGAUACACCGCUCGGUGCACUGCGCCUGGGCGCAGCGUUUGCAGGAAACUUGCAAAGAAAAAAGAAAAGUUAUUUUUGACACUGUCUGUAUAAAAAGAAGACGGUCAUAUUUGAUGAUGAUGAUGACUGCGGUCUGUCUCCUUAGCUCUGCCCCCCCCCCCCCCCCCCCCCCCCCCCCCCCCCCCCCCCCCCCCCCCCCCCCCCUUCUCUGAAGAAAACCCCAAUAGGUCCGUUGACAGCCGCUGCCGAGAAAUGUAACGCACAGUGCUUUUGAAAUGGCGAGAUUUUAACUUGAUAUUUUCUAAUAUAUGAAUGUUUAUCUUUUUUCUGUGAAAUAAAACAGAAGUAAAGAAAUCAUUUGUUUCCUGGGAUAUUUCUUGAAACGGCCGGGGCUUCCUCAUUACUUUAGCCUUGCACCCAGCCACGUUGUCCCCCUAUCCGGUAUGCGUUCCGAACAAAAAACGAGAUUACAACCCC
Messenger RNA from Ixodes scapularis (black-legged tick), 6762 nucleotides. Its product is annotated as DNA-binding protein RFX2. Gene Ontology annotation, molecular function: DNA-binding transcription factor activity, RNA polymerase II-specific; RNA polymerase II cis-regulatory region sequence-specific DNA binding. Bases 99 to 2498 code for a protein of 799 amino acids. NCBI's taxonomy places the organism in Eukaryota, Metazoa, Arthropoda, Arachnida, Ixodida, Ixodidae. The record is from RefSeq and is a predicted model, not a curated record. The transcript has 17 exons. Gene Ontology annotation, biological process: regulation of transcription by RNA polymerase II.